AACGACAGACAACGGCCUGAUAAUUUAUUGGUAUUGAGCAUGCCUUUUGUUGACAUCGGUUGUAAUCUAACCGAUCACAUGUAUCAAGGAAAGUAUAAUGGGAGCCAGAAACAUCCGCCGGACCUGGACAGGGUCCUAGCACGUGCAUGGGAAGCGGGGUUGAGCCACAUCAUCAUCACAGCUGGUACAGCCAAUGAGGCCCGUACAGCAUUAAAUCUGGCAAGCGAAGAUCCCCGUUUAUUCGCCACUGUGGGCGUCCAUCCUACUCGCUGCAAAGAAUUGGUGGAGGCUGAGGAUGGAAUGGCAGCACACAUGGACGAGCUCCUUGACUUGAUCAAAGAUGGGCAAAAGACAGGGAAUGUUGUUGCCAUUGGAGAGUGCGGUUUGGACUACGAUCGUUUGCAUUUUUGUGAGAAAUCUACGCAACUGAAGGGGUUUGAAGCCCAAUUUACCUUAGCUGAGGAGACAGGGUUACCCAUGUUCCUCCAUAACCGAAACUGUGGGGAGGACUUCGUCCACAUACUGCAACAGCAUCGGCACAGGUUUUCUCAAGGUGUAGUGCACUCAUUUACGGGGCCUUGCACCGAAGCACAGACGUUGUUAAGCAUGGAGAAGGUUUAUAUAGGGCUAAAUGGAUGCUCCUUUAAAACUGGGGACCAGCUUAUGACGAUCAAGAAUAGCAUCCCUUUGGAAAAGACAUUGCUUGAGACAGACGCACCUUGGUGCGAUGUACGCCCCACUCAUGCAGGGACCAAAUUUUUGACGUCGGGUGGGUCUGCGGAGGUUGCGACGUUUGAGACGGUCAAGAAGGAGAAGUGGUCAAGGGAUAAGUGCGUCAAGGGCCGCAACGAGCCCUGCCAUAUCCGGGGUGUGGCACAGAUCUUGGCUGGGAUUCAUGACACCACCUUGGCCCAUGUAGAGGAG
Molecule: messenger RNA, 924 nt
Organism: Nannochloropsis gaditana CCMP526
Product: dnase-like protein
Exons: 1
Cellular component (GO): cytosol
Molecular function (GO): 3'-5'-DNA exonuclease activity
Source: RefSeq, a predicted model, not a curated record